AUGAAAGUCCUCCGUGUGCUUGUUGCCACGUUAGUAGUGGCCAUGGGGCUCUGCUUCCAGAGAGCAGAUGCGGCUGAUGAACGUGAACACUCCCCGACGUUUCAGAGACUGGGCGCGCAAAUGGAUGACGCGUAUGCAGGUGCGGCUGGGAGGAUGCAAGGUUUUAGAGAAUCGAUUUCUGACGCUGCUCGGGUUAGGGGAGCAGCAGCAUGGGACUCCCUCGGGAGAAGGACAGGAGUGUGGCCCGGAUAUAUUCUUGCCGCUGCGGCACUUACGAUGGCCAUGCUGGGAGGAUACUGGAUGGGAAAGAGGAGGACGCAGAAGCAGCUCAAGAAAGCCCUUAAGAAGCAGAUAGAAUAA
Molecule: messenger RNA, 360 nt
Organism: Neospora caninum
Lineage: Eukaryota; Apicomplexa; Conoidasida; Eucoccidiorida; Sarcocystidae
Exons: 1
Coding region: 1-360 (119 amino acids)
Source: RefSeq, a predicted model, not a curated record